AUGACUUCUCGGGACGCGAACAUCGAUGAUGAAGACCUCACUGUACACGCAUGCUGCGCGCCCAUCCAGAACUUAGCUCGACCUGUUGAUUUCAGUGAACUAGAUGAGGACGAGCGACCUUUCUUUCACUGGCCCAUCUUUGGCCCGCUGGUAGUUGAGAAUGAAAGCAGUGAUGCGCGUGACCACUGCGCCAACGAGAGAACGUUUCUCUCAUAUCUUCGCCUGUCGGUUUAUAUGGCCAUCGUCUCGGUAGCCAUCACCCUGUCUUUCCAUCUCAAGAGUGAGGCCUCACCGUUAGAACUACGCAUGGCAAAGCCACUUGGCACGAUAUUCUGGGCUCUUUCCGUCAUGACACUCUUUGCAGGGAUGGCUAAUUACAUAACAAACGAGCAGCCAUUGUACAAAUUGGUUGGAAGACUCAUGCAGUAA
This is a messenger RNA of Fusarium pseudograminearum CS3096, 429 nucleotides long. RefSeq lists its product as uncharacterized. Lineage: Eukaryota; Fungi; Ascomycota; Sordariomycetes; Hypocreales; Nectriaceae. The transcript has 4 exons. The record is from RefSeq and is a predicted model, not a curated record. The coding region runs from base 1 to 429 and encodes 142 amino acids.